Molecule: messenger RNA, 2356 nt
Organism: Adelges cooleyi (spruce gall adelgid)
Lineage: Eukaryota; Metazoa; Arthropoda; Insecta; Hemiptera; Adelgidae
Product: neprilysin-1-like
Exons: 17
Coding region: 47-2269 (740 amino acids)
Biological process (GO): protein processing
Cellular component (GO): plasma membrane
Molecular function (GO): metalloendopeptidase activity
Source: RefSeq, a predicted model, not a curated record
UUGAACACACAGUGACUGAAUUAAUAGUUUUUAGUUUUAAUCGUUUAUGAUACGUAGCAAUUAUUUAAAAAUGAAACAUAAAAUUACAUUAUUCUUUAUCGUGCUAACAUCGGCCAAUAGUAUACGAAGUCGGUCUGCUAACGAUUUUCUCAAAGAUGUGUUUUCCCUCGAAGACAAUUCGUUAGGAGAAAAAUGCACGACAAUGGAAUGCCAAACGUCGGAGUAUCUUUUGAAAAGCAUGAACCGGUCCGUAAACCCUUGCGCCGACUUCUACGAGUACACGUGUGGUUCCUGGAUCAAAGACCAUCAAGUACAAGAGACUAAAAUGUCUUGGUACCAGUACAAAGAAGCAGAACGCACCAUAACGAAUAAUUUGAAAGACUUGCUAGAAGAUGAUAAUUCGAGUGAAAUUCUACAAUCGGCGAAGAAGUUUUACAAGAGUUGUUUGAAUUCUGCAAAAAACCAAAUGAAUAUGGAGUACAUUAAAUCGAUUGUUUUAUUAUUUGGUGGAUGGCCAAUUGCGAAAAACAAUAGAAACAGUAAACUGGAAUCAUUAGACUGGAUGAAAAUCCAUGUUUAUUUAGAAAAAAACUGGAACGUUCCGACUCUUGUUGAAACUGGCAUAUCUAUUAACUAUAUGAACACGAGUCAAUAUAUUUUAAUGGUAGAUCAGCCGGAUAUGAUGAUGCCUCGCUCAAUGUUUUUGCACUCAGACAAAUAUUCAAUGCAAAUGGCUGCUUAUUCAAAACUCAUUUCUGGAACUGUUUUAUUGGCUUAUAAUGAUUUAGGACUUGGACCACAACAAAACCAAGGUUUUGGCGAUGAAAUAGCUUUCGAAAUAAUUCAAUUCGAGUCACAGCUGGCCAAAAUACACGGCAAUGGAGACAUAAAAAAAAGCGAAAAAAUGUUAAUGAACCGCAUAAUGACAAUUGCAGAACUUCAAAGUGUCACCGACUAUGUAUCUAGUAAAUUUCGCAUUGAUUGGUUGAAAAUGUUUCAACUUUUAUUCAAAGAUACAAACAUUAGCAUUAGAGAUACAGAAAGAAUAAUUGUUAGAGAAGAGAAUUAUUUAAAAGAACUCAUUCGUGUACUUGAACAAACUCCAAAAAGGAUUAUACUUAAUUAUAUGUCGUGGUGCUUUUUGAGAUCUGUGCUUUCGGAUACUAGGGAAGACUUAAGAAACCUGGUCAAAGACUUCAACGUGAUUUUCACCGGAGACGCGAAAGAAGUUUCCAGGUGGGUGGACUGCGUGUCGAUCACUAGUUCGCAUUUCACGUUCAACGUUGGAUACACGUAUGUCAACAAGUACUUUGACAGAUCUGCAAAAGACACGGCCUUGGAAAUGGUGAAUAACAUACAGCAAGCGUACUUGGAACGAUUGGAGAACGUACCGUGGAUGGACUCGGUGACGCGACAAGCUGCCAUUGACAAGCUGCAAUCAAUACACAAGUUUAUUGCCUACCCAGAUUGGUUCAAUAACAGCUCUCGUCUGCACAAUAAACUUAAAACCGUCAACAUGACGGAAAGUUACUUGAUGAACCUGGAAAUCUUACUGACUUCUUCGAGCUCCAAAAAAUUGUCCAAACUACACACUGUCCACAACCACGACGAAUGGACAAUGGAUAUCGUGAGCGUUAACGGCUAUAACGACGUUUACUCCAACGCCAUAGUACUGCCCGCUGGAAUUUUACAACUUCCAUUUUAUCACAAUGCUCGAAUACAAGCUUUAAACUACGGAAUGAUCGGUAUGGUAUUAGGACAUGAAAUAAUGCACGCCUUUGACGACUCAGGUAGAAUGUACGACAAGCAAGGAACUAGACGUCAGUGGUGGACACUCGAGACUAUGGAAACGUUUUCUAAGAAAGCUGAAUGCUUUGUACAACAAUACAACAAAUACUAUUUACAAGUGUUAGGAAAUCAAGUAAAUGUAAACGGACAUUUAACACAAAAUGAAAAUAUUGCAGACAUUGGAGGACUGAGUCACGCAUAUUUGGCAUAUCAGAAAUACAUAGCGAAACAUGGAGAGGAAAGCAGAUUACCUGGGUUGGAAGAUUUAUCGCCUGAACAAUUAUUUUUCGUGGGAUUUGCUAGUAUCUGGUGUGAGUCUACGACCGAACUAACAUUAUUAAAUGAUUUGUUAUCUGACGUACACAGUCCGGGCCGCAUACGAGUUUUGGGCACUCUAUCGAAUUCCGCUGAAUUUGCAAAAGCAUUUCAAUGUCCUGUCGGAUCACCAAUGAACCCUCUAGAUAAAUGUGUGAUGUGGUAAAAUUUUUUAGCCAACAAAAUUAUAUUUUUAAUUAUAAUGUAAUUCAUUAAACACUUAAAAUAAUAUAAUACAGUCUACUUUUUUUUU